CGCGCGCGCGCGCACCCUCUUUGCCCUCCACGCUCAUCCGUGCUUCUCCUUCGCAGAUUCCGAAGACCCGCAGCACCGCGACCAUGUUCCCGAGGCUCUUCCGGCAGUGGAGUUUCGUGGUGUUUCUGCUGAGUUAUUGCGCGCCUUCCUCGGGGAAAUCACUGGAAGGGAACGGUCGCAGACUCAAAAGGACUGUGUCAGAAUAUCAACUGCUGCAUGACAAAGGAAAGUCUUUGCAAGACACGCGAAGACGAAGCUUCCUGCAAAAUUUAAUUGAUGGGGUGAACACAGCAGACAUCCGGCCGGUGUCAGACGUGUCACCGAAUCCUAAACCUGCCACCAUUGCAAAGAACUACGCUGUCCGAUUUGGCAGUGAUGACGAAGGCAAAAACCUGACUCAAGAGACCAACAAAACUCAGAUGUUCAAGGAACAGCCCCUGAGGACACCAGGAAAGAAAAAGAAAGGGAAGCCUGGGAAACGUAAGGAGCAGGAGAAGAAAAAGAGGAGAGUUCGUUCAGCCUGGCUGAGUUCCAGAGGAUCUGGAAGUGGAAUGGCACGGAUCCCCCUCUUGAACAUCUUUGGUACUACACAUCUUGAUGAAAGGAGGUGUUGACAUCUUCAACCAAGAUCUUUGGAAAACACAUUGCAGUAUUCUGUAAUAGUGAACAUAUGGAAAGUGUUAGAAAUAUUUAUUAUCUGUAAAUAUUGUAAAUGUAUCAAAAUAAAACCUUCGUCCCAGAUGCUAUCCAAAACUGCACAUCUGAACAUUGUGAAUAUUGAGGGAAUUUUUUUGUGCUAAGACAAUUCUUGUCACAUUUACCAUAAUUUAUUUUGUUGAAUGAUGUAUUUAUUUCAAUGAAUUUUUAUCUUGGUGCUGCUGACUUUCUAUAUUUUUUGUAACAUAAUGCACUUUAGAUAUACAUUAUGUCUUACAUUGAUAAGACAUAAAUAAACUAUUCCUGUUUUUAAUCUGUUUUUAAUGAGUUGCCCAAGUACAAUUGUUCCAAAACUAUGUUCUUCCAUGCAUGUGUAAA
Messenger RNA from Pogona vitticeps (central bearded dragon), 1035 nucleotides. It is a transcript of the gene PTHLH, whose product is annotated as parathyroid hormone like hormone. Gene Ontology annotation, biological process: bone mineralization. Lineage: Eukaryota; Metazoa; Chordata; Lepidosauria; Squamata; Agamidae. Gene Ontology annotation, molecular function: hormone activity. Gene Ontology annotation, cellular component: extracellular region. The record is from RefSeq and is a predicted model, not a curated record.